This is a messenger RNA of Apis laboriosa (Himalayan honeybee), 4829 nucleotides long. RefSeq lists its product as uncharacterized. The record is from RefSeq and is a predicted model, not a curated record. Bases 1041 to 1886 code for a protein of 281 amino acids. The transcript is spliced from 3 exons. NCBI's taxonomy places the organism in Eukaryota, Metazoa, Arthropoda, Insecta, Hymenoptera, Apidae.
CAGAGGGUGGAACGCGGAGUUGGAAGUGGGGGGAGCUCGCGAGUGCGGGGGGCGAGAAGGGAGCUGGAAAGGGAGGGGAGGGAAGGCAGCUGCAAGCACGGAGUAGCGUGGCCUCUGGUGCGAGAGAGAGAGAGCGUGCGGUGGGUAGAGGAGGACGGGAGCAGUGUCAUGGAGGCCAGUGUCUGGCUGGUGGCUGUCCGUCGACCUGCUCCCUUGCUUCGUUACCUGACAGCGCUCCUCAGUGUUUCCAAAGCCGCGUCCACCGAUGGGUCGAGCCGCGAUCCUCUAGUGAGCUCCUCAAGCUCGCCACGCUCGGAUCCCACCACCACGUCGCCGAUAAGAAGUGGAACCGAAUCCGGGAUCCGGUUGAUCGUCCGCGGAAUCCAUCCCGACGUGUCCUGGCCAAUCGGAAACGGAAGCUGUGCGUGUCGCGAGUACACGGUUUCCGAAGGGAAACGGCGGGUGAACGAAGAAGAACGAUAUAUAUAUAUAUAGAGAGAGAGAGAGAGAGAGAGAGAGAAAGAGAGAGAGAAGGCAAGAGAGAAGAGGAGCGGAGUGUAAGAGGGAGAUAGAAAGAGAGAAAGAGGGAGGAAAGUGACACGUUACGAUACGAUCGAUCCAACGACCAAAGUUAUAACGUGCGUUUAAAACGAACACGGGUCCGAAAACGCGAUCGGGACAAUGUGCUCGUGACAAGAGGGAGCGCUCUUUUCUCUUUCUCUCUCUCGUUCGUCACAGCCGAGCCGUUUUAAGUUUCUCGUGUACGUUCAUCGGUGAAAGAAAGAAAGCUAAUUAGAUUCUUUCUCUUUCGACGACGACGACGACGAGGACGACGAGUGGCAAGCGAAGGAAGAAUAGGAAGAGGAAGAAGAAGAAAAAGAAAAAGAAGAAGAAGAAGAGGAAAGAGGAGGAGAAGGAGGAGGAGGAGGAGGAACGCGCAACAUCGAGCGAAGAAAGAUACACCCGAGGAGCCCGAGGAGGAAACGGAUAAAACGUGGGCGUUGAGUGAUUGUUGUCGGUGCUAGUUUCCAUUGGGAGUCAUGAGAGAUACCAGCGAUAUGAUGUCGGAGGACUCCUUGUCCGAGGACACGAUGAUGGACUGCGAGGGUGACGCAGGAGGGUUGGACGAGCUGGUCGACCUCGCGACCGACGUCGCGGAUUCAUCCCCGACGAUUCGAGAUGCCGCGGAGAGGUUACUGGCGUUGUUGGGCGUGGACGAGGAGGAGAACCUGGUGUCGUCGUCGUCGUCGUCGUCGUCGUCGUCGUCCUCCUCCUCCUCGGAGGACGAGGGCGUGGAGUUGGACGAGGAGCUCGAGGAAGAGGAACGGGAGGACGGCAGAUUGUUGCACCAGCUGGCCGCCUCUUUGGCCAACGAGUUGAAGCGGUCCCGCGAGAGGCAGACCACCUCGGCAGCCAGAGUCGCGACCACGACCACGGCCACGGCGACGGGCCUCGUCGACAGGGAACCGCGUCGAACGGAGGCGAUGGUGGUAGGGACGAGUUACCCGGAUCACGGUUGCCUUCAGGAUCAGAGCUUCAAGGGGGGGACGGGUAAUUGUCGCGACGUCGCUGCGUCGAGCAAAUGGCGGAGGAGGCAGGGGGAGUCGCCUCUGCCGUUCGGCAAACGGCGGCGGCGACCGCGUCUCGAGGGCCGUUCGAGGACCCCGGGCCCCGGGCAGGAGCCGGCCGAGCCGAGUUUCGUUCGAUGGACAGGCCGGGUUGUUCCGUCUUCGUCUUGGAACGCCGGCUGGGAUGCAUGCGCCACGGAGGCCCUCAGAUAUCUGGUCGAGGACGAGGGAUUGCCGCCUCAUCAUCCCACGGUGUUGGCCAUGAAGGACCAUCUGGAGGUGCAGAGGGAACGGGCCUUCCUUCGAUACGCCACGUAAACCAGUCGCUCUAGAUUUUUAUCCUCGAGACGAGGUACUUUUUUGUUCUUUUUUUUUUUUUUUUCUCCCCUCUUCCUCUUCCUCUUCCUCUCUGGAGGAACUGCUUCCAGCGAGGAACAGGAGAGCGUAAUCGCGAUCUGGGACGCGAUGGUUGGAAAGGAGAGCGCCCGUUCCACCCGUCUCGAGGUGGAAGUCGAGGGGAAGGUAUACGCGGGGAGGGGGAAGGGCAACCUCUUUAGGUUACGAUGCUCCCCCUGUGUGAAUCGGAAAGAAAAAAGGGGGAGGCAAUUUAGAAGAAAGGAAACAAUUGUUGAAUUCGUUGAUACUCGUUUUUUUUACUUUUUUUUUUUAAGAAAGACGAGAGGAAAAAGAUGAAACGUUCUUCGUUAACGUUCGACCUCCGUCUACUCCUCCUCUACUGGGGAUAGAUAGAAUAGACGGCCGUUGGUAGACAUUCACUUUUCAAUCAUCUCGGACCGGUGGCCGGUGAUCGUCCACCGGUUUGCUCCAUGCUCGAGCACACGGGGCUAUCUGUCGCGAUAAAAGAAAGGAAAAUAUAAAGAGAGGAGGAGGAGGAGGAGGAGAAGCAGCUCUUCCCAUUCGGAUUAAAAUGCAUUCAUGCCGCGUGUUCGUCAAAAGCAAACGACGGACGCGCUUUCACGAGAGAGAGAGAGGGAUAGAGAGGAGGACACCGGCGCUCGAUUCGUCGAGCGAAUUCCAAAACUUGCUCGCAGUUGCGGAGAGGAGUGGCCGAGUUGUUGCCUCUCGUUCCGGCCAACGAGAGAAAAUUACCGCGUGAGAAUCAAAAGUGAACGCUCCCUCCCCACCCCCUCUCUUCGAUAUUCUCUCUCGUGAUAUUCUCCUUUUUUCUUUUCUUCCUUCCUUCCUUCCUUUCAUUUUCAUUUUUCUCCCCCUCCCCUCCACGCGUUAGAAAGUACGUAUAUUAUUAAAAUAGAGAUUCUAAAAAAAGGUUCGAACAAAUUUUUAAAUUAGAAGUUAAGAACUCUUAAAGAAGCGCUUAAAGAAGCACCGCUAACUAACCGUGUAAGCGUACGAUUUCGUUCUUUUUCUUGUUUCUUUUUUUUCUUCUUUUCACGAAGAAAAAUAGAAAGAAAAAAGAAAGAAAGGAAAGAAGAAAAGGAAAGACGAUCGUCUGUGCGAUCCGUGACUCUUCUUCAGGUUCCUAUCCAUUGAUGAUGAUACGGUCAGAGGGAGGAUGAACUUAACAUCCAAUGGCGCGUCACGAACGUACGUAACGUAACGUCCUCAUUUUUUUCGAUUGCACCAAAUUGGUUAUACAUAUACAAAUUAAUUUUUUUUUUAUAUUCGUUCGUACAACGAGUCGCUUUUUCUUUUUCUUUUUUUUUUAAUCAUUUUUCUCUUUCCUUUUCUGUUUCCUCUUUCGUAUCGUUUUAGCGUUCGUUUUUUUUUUUUUAUUUUAUUUUUCAUAUAUACAUUAGUAUUUACCUAUAAUAUCGUUUUCUUUCUUUUUUUUUUUUUUUAAUAUUCGUUAUUUAUUGUGUAUCGCGUUAUUAUAUGGUUAAGAAAAAAAAAAAAAAUUCCCCUCUUCUCCCGCAACCCCUUUCGAUCCAUUGGACGUUAGAUUCGACUCCGCGAGAAACGAAUGUCAAUAAACGAUGUCAAUACGAGGGGGAGGUUCAUACGCUGGAUCGAUAUGAACGAGAGCAACGGGGGAGGGGGUUGUGAACCCCAGUUUAACCCCCCAGUUAACCAGAGUUUCUUAAUCGAUUGUCGAGACGUUUUUUCAAAAAAAAAAAAAGAAAAAAAACACACACAUACACACACAUAGACAAAAGAGAGAGAAACCUGUAGAUUAUUUUAUCGCGCAUCACUUUUGCCUGUUCGAUCCUCCUCGCGUGGAAGAAUUCGUUUUGGAGGAUCGAAAAGCGAGAAGAGACGUCGCCUCGUCGGUUUUGAAAUCAAAAUCAAAAAAAAAAAAAAAAAAAAAAAAAAAAAAAAAANAAAAAAAAAAAAAAAAAAAAAAAAAAAAACAAAAAAGCAAAUACAAAAAGAAAAAAAGAAAAACUAAAUAUUCCUAGGGCAAACUCCUGUAGAUUAUUUUAAGCGCGUGAUAAAUUCGUGCGAAUUGUUCGAACGUUGCAUCGCAUCUCGCCCCUAUCAAUCCUCUCGCAAUUUCUCACGUUUACCAAGUGCCUCCGUUUCAAUCGCUCGUUGAUCUUAUCCUUAACUAACAAAAAUCCUCGCUACCUUUUAAAUAAAGAGAGAGAGAGAGAGAGAGAGAGAAAACAAGAAAAGAAAAAAAAAAGAAAGAAACGUCUACUCUUGGAGAAAGAAAAAGCAGCGAUCAUGCUGUGCAAUGUUCGAUCGAUUCGAAAGGAAGAAAAAAAGAAACAAAAAAAAAAAAAAACAAAAAGAAGAUGGUAUACGAGAAUUUGGAUCCAAAUGUCGUCGAUGGAUUUAAACUCUAGAUAAAUAUUAUCGAUUCUGAAUCACGAUUCGUCGAUACGACGAAUAAUCUCUAACAAUCGAGCAAAUCGGAAUUGGAUAUAGACGGAGGAGAAGAGUUCAACGUCGACAUUCGGAUCGAUGAACAAACGUGAUGGGAAUUAUACAUAUAUAUAUAUAUAUAUAGAUUAUAGAGAGAUCGGCGAGUGAUUUUGGAUCGACGAUCACGACCUCGAUCGCGAGUCACCCGCCAUCUCGACGUAAACAAUAAUUUUUUUCCUCUACGCCUAUAUACGAGACGUGCCACACGUUGGGCGAUAAGCAACCCUUUCGUCGACGAUUCUCGUCUCUCGAGUCAGGAUCAAUCGGAGGAUCCUCGAUCGUCGUCCCUUGUACAUAUGUAUGAUAUCGUAUCGUUUUAACUUAUACACGACUACUUGUUACUUUUACAAUAAAUCAUUGUAGAUAACCAUCGAUUGACCAGUAAAUAAACGAGAGCUAAGUUAAAUAAUUCGA